AAGGUGCCUCCUACCAUGGCGUCCCCCGGGUUUGGGACCUUCGGCUCACAUUCCGGCGGCUUUUCCGGUGAAGGAGGCGAUAAGAAGUUCGAUGUCUUCUACAAGGAUCUCAAAGAGACGGAGAAGAGGGAUGCAGUCCUCACCCCAAAGCAACAGAUUGACCGCCUACUCCGGCCGGGAGCCUCGUAUGCCAACCUGAAUCCCUUCGAGGUGCUGCAGGUGGACCCAACCACCCCAAUAGAGGAAAUCAAAAAGAAGUUCCGACGGAUGUCCAUCCUAGUACAUCCUGACAAAAAUCAAGAUGACUCGGAGCGAGCCCAAAAAGCAUUCGAUGAGGUGACAAAGGCAUGGCGAUGCUUGGAGAAUGAAGCGACACGUCAGAAAUGCCUGGAUAUCGUAGAGGAAGCAGAGGCCAUCGUAGCAAAGAGGAUUGAGGAACGGAAAAAGCAGCUCAAAAGAGAAGGCAAGGAUACUCGCGUGGAUGAAGAUGACCCAGAGAAACUAAAACGUGCUGUUUAUGUCCAGACCAUGAAGCUAUUUGCCGACAUGGAGCGCAAGAGGAGACAACAGGAAACGCGCGACCAGGAGGAGAGAAAAAGAAAGCGAGAGGAGGAAAUUGAGGAGGAAGAGCAGAAGAAAGCUGAGAAAGAGUGGCAGAAGAACUUUGAGGUGAGGAGUCUUUGGAAGGUUCUUGUUGUGGAUGAAAUAUUUUGCAUUAACAUUUACUUACAUAUAUAUAUUUUUUUUUGUUAGAUUGAAUAAAGAAUUUCUCAGGUCCUUUGUGUUAUGAUUUAAGUUUGAAGUUAAGUUAGUAUUUAAUUUUGCUAUCAUUCAUAUGUACAUGCACAUAUACAUACAUGCUCUGUACAUACAGU
Messenger RNA from Penaeus monodon (black tiger shrimp), 875 nucleotides. RefSeq names its product dnaJ homolog subfamily C member 8-like. Lineage: Eukaryota; Metazoa; Arthropoda; Malacostraca; Decapoda; Penaeidae. The record is from RefSeq and is a predicted model, not a curated record. Bases 16 to 753 code for a protein of 245 amino acids. The transcript is spliced from 5 exons. Gene Ontology annotation, cellular component: nucleus.